AUGCAUCCAAGAAGUGAUAAUUUUAUAUAUAACAUCAAUCUUGCUCCCACCAUGUUCGGUUGGAACAUGCUGAGUAGAAGUGAGGCUUAUACUUCCAUACAGAAUUACCUUUCUUCCAAGGCCACAACACAAGCUAAGAGACUCAAAGGUGACAUAGGCAAGAACAACCAAACCCUUCUUCUUACCAUGGAUGACCAUGAAGAAGUGUGUGAUGAGUUCAAUGGUGUUAAGCUUUGGUGGGUUUCUGGCAAAAACGUUGCCAAAUCCCAAACACUUUCUCUACACAACAAUUUAGCGGACGAGAAAAGGUACUACAAGCUUACCUUCCAUAAACAACAUAGAAACAUGGUUUUAGGAACAUAUCUUAAUCAUGUUAUGAGAGAAGGUAAAGCGGUUAUGGUUAGAAAUAGGCAGAGGAAGCUUUAUACUAAUAGCGGUUCGUUUUGGAACCAUGUUGUGUUUGAGCAUCCGGCAACGUUUGAAAGCGUGGCGAUGGACGAGGAACUGAAGAAAAGGAUCAUUGAUGAUUUGGUAACGUUUAGUAAGUCAAGGGAGUUUUAUGCAAGAAUUGGAAGGGCCUGGAAGAGAGGGUAUUUACUUUUUGGUCCUCCGGGGACGGGGAAGUCGACGAUGAUCGCGGCGAUGGCGAAUCUGUUGGGAUAUGAUUUGUAUGAUUUGGAACUGACUGCUGUGAAGGACAACACAGAGUUGCGGAAGCUGUUGAUUGAGACAUCAAGCAAGUCCAUUAUUGUGAUUGAGGACAUAGAUUGUUCACUUGAUCUAACUGGUCAGAGGAGGAAGAAAAUGGAAAGAGCGAAGGAAGAUGAAGAAGAAGAAGAAGAAGAAGAUCAACGGAAGAAGAAGCAGAGUGGGUUGAAAGAAAGAGAUGUUAAGAGCAGCCAGGUUAGCUACAUUGCAGAAAUACUUCAAUUUUAG
Molecule: messenger RNA, 936 nt
Organism: Arachis duranensis
Lineage: Eukaryota; Viridiplantae; Streptophyta; Magnoliopsida; Fabales; Fabaceae
Product: AAA-ATPase ASD, mitochondrial
Exons: 1
Coding region: 1-936 (311 amino acids)
Molecular function (GO): ATP binding; ATP hydrolysis activity
Source: RefSeq, a predicted model, not a curated record